AUGCGGAAUUUGUGUAAAUAACAAUAAGAAUCAAUGAAAAUGUAAAUGUGCAACAACGUACACAUAUGAUGUAGUGGCUCAACUCGAAUAAACGCACAAGUCCAUCGAACAAGGAAACGUUUUUCAAAUUGCGGCUGCUGCUGCUUGUCGCCAUCAAUCCGCCGCACACUUAACCUGUCGCGCUGCCAGCCACAAAAACCAAGCUUACGCUUUAAGCGAUUGCGGGUUAGCUGAGAAGCAACGGCGUCGGCAUCUGCAUCGGAAUUGCUGUCAUAGUGCAAAAUCAGGACAUGCCAAGAGCCUUUCAAUUUGCAGUGUGGCUUACGUUACCUCUUUAAGAUGUCGCUGGCCGUCUCGCUGCGCCGCGCCUUGUUGGUGCUGCUUACCGGAGCUGUUUUUAUACUCACCGUGCUGUACUGGAAUCAAAACGUGAUCAAGACACAGGCGUACACCGAAUCACAGCUGCGACCACAUGCCCAAAAGGAUCACCAAUUUAUACCCAUACCAUUGGAGAAAUCGUGGACCUACAAAUGCGAGAAUGACAGAUGCGUGCGAGUUGGCUACCACAAAAACGGGCAGGACGCGAAGCGUGUCUCUUUCAUUAGCUGUUCGAUGACUUGUGGUGAUAUUAACAUUUGGCCCCAUCCCACCACCAAAUCACUGAUCAGUGCUCACACGCUGCGCUUCUCCGUGGAGGAUGUGCAGCUGCAUUUGGAUUCACCGCAUCGCGAGGUGUGCAAACAGUUGAAGUUAUCCUUCGAUUGGUUUCUGAAGCAGUUGCGGCAAAUACAGCGCUUGAACUAUGCGGUUCAUACAUCUGAGAUGCCAAUGGCAGCAUCAGCUGCAUCUGGUGGCAGUGAGUCAGCGUCACGAUUGAGACAGCAUAAUACCGAUCCGGAUGUGGCAGAAACGCCACCAGUUGCCUCCCUUUUUGGGGCCACAUUUAGCUCACAUCGUGCUGGCGACUUGGAGAGUCUACAAGUGAAAAUUUCGGUGCAUAAAUCGGGCGAGCUUGACUUUAAGCUGGACAACGAUGAAAGCUAUCAGCUAAGCUCGACAUUUGAGAAUCGUCGCAUUGUUGUGCACAUCACGGCGCACACAUUCUUUGGCGCUCGCCAUGGCCUGUCAACGUUGCAGCAGCUGAUUUGGUAUGAUGACGAGGAGAGAUUGUUGCGCACCUAUGCCAGCUCCCUGAUCAAUGAUGUGCCCAAGUUUCGCUAUCGUGGCCUCAUGUUAGAUACGUCGCGGCAUUUCUUCACCGUGGAAGCGAUUAAGCGCACAAUUACUGCCAUGGGCAUGGCCAAACUGAAUCGUUUUCACUGGCACAUAACGGAUGCGCAAAGUUUCCCGUAUGUCUCACAGCACUAUCCGGAGCUGGCCGAGCAUGGUGCCUACUCGGAGAGUGAGACGUACAGUGAGCAGGAUGUGCGCGAAGUGAACGAGUUUGCCAAAAUGUUUGGGGUGCAAGUACUGCUGGAGAUCGAUGCGCCUGCGCAUGCCGGCAAUGGCUGGGACUGGGGACCGAAACGCGGCCUUGGCGAACUAUCGCUGUGCAUCAAUCAGCAGCCCUGGAGUUUUUACUGUGGCGAACCGCCGUGCGGCCAAUUAAACCCAAAGAAUAAUCACACCUACCUCAUACUGCAGCGCCUUUACGAAGAGUUUCUCAAGCUAACCGGGCCCACGGACAUGUUUCACUUGGGCGGCGAUGAGGUGAACCUAGAUUGCUGGGCCCAGUACUUCAAUGACACGGAUCUUCGCGGUCUGUGGUGCGAUUUUAUGCUACAAUCUAAUGCUAGACUGAAACUGGCCAAUGGCAAUGUGGCGCCCAAACAUGUGGUUGUUUGGUCCAGUGCGCUAACAAACACCAAAUGUCUUCCCAAUAGUCAAUUUGUGGUGCAGGUCUGGGGCGGCAGCACCUGGCAGGAGAACUAUGACCUGCUGGACAAUGGCUACAACAUCAUAUUCUCCCAUGUGGAUGCCUGGUAUUUGGAUUGCGGCUUUGGCAGCUGGCGUGCAACUGGCGAAGCCGCAUGUUCGCCCUAUCGCACUUGGCAGAACGUGUACAAGCAUCGGCCCUGGGAACGCAUGCGACUCGAUAAGAAGCGACGAAAGCAGGUGCUCGGCGGUGAGGUGUGCUUAUGGACGGAACAGGUGGACGAGAGUCAAUUGGACAAUCGAUUGUGGCCGCGAGCAGCUGCACUAGCCGAACGUCUGUGGUCCGAUCCCAAUGAUGAUCAUGACUUUGAUAUUUUACCGCCAGAAGUGUUUCGUCGAAUCUCUCUGUUCCGAAAUCGACUCGUCGAGCUGGGCAUUAAGGCCGAGGCGCUGUUUCCCAAGUACUGUGCACAGAAUCCGGGCGAGUGCAUUUGAUAUUAUAUGUAAGUGGAGGAGGCGCAGCUGGCGCCCAACCUGUGCGUUAAUUAGUUAAUAGUGUAAUUGUUAUUUUUUAUGAUUAUAUUACAAUACAUAUUAAGCGUUAAGCGUCCACUAAACGUAUGCGAAAUAAGCUAACGAGAUGACAUUUUUAAGGACAUUUUGCGACCAAGUGGUUUCUGCGUAAUCACGAAUUUCGUAUUUUAUUUCGAAUAGUUCAUUUUCGUAUAAUUUUCUCAAGAGACACACACGCACACACAGACACCAACAUACACACUUACAUACCUAAAUAUAAAUAUGACUAUAGUUUUGGCAAUUGACAAAAUGUUUAGUUAGACAGUGAUAGGCAUUAGUUAAUAUACGAAAUUAGUAGACUUCAUACACUCACUGACAUGCACACAACAGGUAUAUACUUUAUAAGGCAUACAUGUAUAUGUAGUUUAGAGUGACUUAUUUGACAGGAUACACUUUUGAUAUUAUAAAAGCUCUAUUCUUGAAAAACAAAAUACAUGAUAUUCUUUAGUAUACAUAAAUAUAUAUAUACAUUGUGGGACAGUAAAUUGAUUUAUGUUUCGUUUUGCAUUAGGAUUAUUUUACAUUACAUUAUCAGUGAUACAAACAAUGUGACCUUAUGGAAAAAAAAUAAAUAAAUAGAAAGCAAAAGAAAAACAAAAAUAAACGAGAACAAAUAAAAAACAAAAUACAAGAAAAGCAUAGAUUUAAUAUACACGCAUAUGUAAUAGUAAUCGUAAUCGUAAUCGUAACAUACAUUUUUGCACGCAUUGACAAAAGAAAAACUAGCAAAUUUAUAGCUAAUUUUUAUAAUAAUUAUUGUAGAGCUGUGUUCACAGUGCAACUGAUUAACAGUUUACCUGUAUUUGACACCAAGUAUGCAUCAUAUUAUGGAUGCCUGUUAAUAAUGCAACACUGUGCACAUUCCUAAUCUUAGUUUACCCAAAUAAAUUAUGUUUAACAUUUAUGUUGUACUUAAGAGAAAGAGAUUUUGCUCUGUCAAAAAAAAAAUGUUAGUUUUAAACAUUUUGCUGUAACUUCAAGUCACUUU
Messenger RNA from Drosophila grimshawi, 3436 nucleotides. RefSeq names its product probable beta-hexosaminidase fdl. The coding region runs from base 340 to 2370 and encodes 676 amino acids. Gene Ontology annotation, biological process: ganglioside catabolic process; carbohydrate metabolic process; glycosaminoglycan metabolic process. Gene Ontology annotation, cellular component: membrane. The transcript is spliced from 6 exons. The record is from RefSeq and is a predicted model, not a curated record. Gene Ontology annotation, molecular function: beta-N-acetylhexosaminidase activity. NCBI's taxonomy places the organism in Eukaryota, Metazoa, Arthropoda, Insecta, Diptera, Drosophilidae.